This is a messenger RNA of Thamnophis elegans (Western terrestrial garter snake), 1686 nucleotides long. Its product is annotated as vomeronasal type-2 receptor 26-like. The coding region runs from base 1 to 1686 and encodes 561 amino acids. Gene Ontology annotation, biological process: G protein-coupled receptor signaling pathway. Gene Ontology annotation, cellular component: membrane. Gene Ontology annotation, molecular function: G protein-coupled receptor activity. The transcript is spliced from 3 exons. The record is from RefSeq and is a predicted model, not a curated record. NCBI's taxonomy places the organism in Eukaryota, Metazoa, Chordata, Lepidosauria, Squamata, Natricidae.
AUGGUUUCAAUGUUUGCCCAGAGAGGAAUCUGCUUUGACUUUAUUAAAAGUUACCCCAAGAAGACAAUCAGUGACCAGAUGGCUGAAAUGGUAGAGGAUGGAAAUGAACUAUAUGACGCUGUCAUGGCAAGCAUGGCAUCUGCUGUGGUUGUACAAGCUGAAUUUAUGCUAAGUAUGAGGUUGUUGUUCUCUUAUCAAGUUUCAUCAAAAACUGACAAAGUCUGGAUUAUGAUAGCCCAGAUGGAUUUCACUUCCACUUCAAUUCAAAGGAACUGGCCACUACACUUCAUUCAUGGUGCUAUAUCCUUUGUGGUUCACUUAGGGGACUUGGUAGGAUUUCAGGAUUUUGUUAAGGAAAGAAAGUUGGCCACCAAUCAAGAAGAUGGCUUUUUCAAGCAUUUUUGGGAAGAUGCCUUUCAAUGUGCGUUCCCCAACUCCAGGGGAGAGAAGAAUUUUGAUGCCAUAUGCACUGGGGAGGAGAAGAUUGAGGCUCUCCCUUCUUCAAUUUUUGAUAUGAACAUGAAUAGCCACAGUUACACUGUCUACAAUGCUGUCUAUGCUGUGGUACAUGCCUUGGAUGCUCUAUAUUCAUUCAAAAGGAAACACAAACUUUUGCCAGGUACAAGUCAACCGAAUCUUCUACAUCAAGAAUCAUGGCAGGUUCAGCCCCGUUCAGUGUGCAAUGAACAUUGUCUUUCAGGUCAAAGAAAAGCCAUGAAGGAAGGCAAACUAUUCUGUUGCUAUGACUGCCUUCCAUGUGCAGAAGGAAAGAUUUCAGAACAAGAGGAUGCAGAUGACUGUGUCCGAUGUCCAGGAGAACAAUAUGCAAACGUCCAUCAAAAUGCAUGCAUUGUCAAAGAGAUCACCUUCCUGUCUUAUCAAGAACCUCUAGGAAUUACCUCUUUGGUAUUUGCAUUCUCCUUUGCUUUCAUGACAGUACUUGUGCUAGCUAUCUUCAUUAAGCACAAUGAGACACCGAUUGUCAAAGCCAACAACCAGAAACUCUCCUAUUUCCUACUAUUCUCUCUUCUCUUCUCCUUCCUUUCUGCUUUCCUUUUCAUUGGUCGGCCUACCAUAUUGACAUGUCUCCUUCGACAAGUUGCUUUUACCUUCAUAUUUUCAGUAGCAAUUUCUUGUGUGCUGGCCAAAACUAUCAUUGUAGUUCUUGCUUUCAUGGCCACCAAGCCAGGAUCUGGAAUAAGGAAAUGGGUAGGGAACAGAUUGUCUGCUUCUAUUGUCUUUUCUUGCUCCUUCCUUCAAGCUUCUCUUUGUGUCAUUUGGCUGUCAACCUCUGCCCCAUUUCCAAAUUUUGACCUGUAUUCCUUGCAUAAAGAAAUUAUACUGGAAUGUAAUGAAGGGUCAACUUACAUGUUUUAUUGUGUCUUGGGCUUCAUGAACAUUCUUGCCCUAGUCAGUUUCUUGGUGGCCUACCUAGCUAGGAACUUGCCUGACACCUUUAAUGAAGCCAAGUUCAUCACCUUCAGCAUGCUGAUUUUCUGCAGUGUGUGGUUGUCUUUUUUCCCAGCCUAUCUGAGCACCAAGGGCAAACAUAUGGUAGCUGUGGAAAUCUUCUCCAUUUUUGGCUCUAGCGCAGGGUUACUGGCGUGUAUUUUUUUACCCAAAUGUUAUAUUAUUAUAAUACGCCCUGAACUAAAUAAAAAAGAACAGCUAGUAAGGCAGAAGUAA